AUGCGUCCCCUCGGAGUCACCGAACAAGCGAUGCGAAAGCUCAUAAACACAUACGGUAUCGACGCGACCUUGCUCGACCUCGCAGUUUCCUUCGGCGACAAGCCACAAAGUGCUGAUGCAGGACACGGAGCCAUGACAGUGAGGCAGAAGGAGGACGGCUCAUACGACAUGCAAUACCUCUUCACAUAUGCGGAGAGAAAUGCCGCCCAGGGAAAUGUGCCAUGGACGAUCCGACAGACCUGCGUCUUUCACAGAUACAAUCCCGCUGGAUCCGGCAAUCUCUGGAUCUUCUUUCACGCGAGGCCACGUUCAAAGAUGCAGCAACUGAUCGAAGCUGAGAUCACUUCUCAGCAUGCAGGCGUGUCCAAGAGCUGGUAUUCGAUGCAUUUACUCGUGCUUUCGGCAUAUAUUGGCAACUGGCGUUGGUGUAUCCGCAGCCUUGGCGAGGAGAUCGAGAAGACUGUUGACAUCGCCCUCACGUUGGAUCUUUCAAGGCCUGAUACCGAUAAAGACGGGCUCAUUCAGCUCUUGACACCACAAUAUCUGGGCGACAAGCUCCUAUCGCUCUCUUCCAGACUACAGGUCGCGUUGGAAACUGUUCGCAGACUGAAUGACAUGAACACGCUUUUCCAAUCCAAGGGGCUUACCACGGAUAGCGACUCCCAACUAUUCGCCAGCGAGAUGGCCUACUACGUAACUACCAUCGAAGGGUACAUGAAAAGCGUGGAAGUGCUGGAAGGAAAGGUGAAAGGUAUCUCAGACUUGUUGGCCGUUGCCCUCAACCUCAAGGGCCAGACUGUAGCCAACGAAAUUAACGACAAGAUGCUACAGCUUACCAGCGAGGCAUUCGAAGAUAAUGCUACUGUCCGGGUCGUUACGCUGGUCACCCUUAUCUACCUGCCUGCUAGCUUCGUCUCCACUCUUCUAGGAAUGAAUCUCUUUGAAUUCGGUGACUCGAAUGAGAAAGGAUUCACAAUAUCCAAGCAGUUCUGGAUCUUUGUAGUAACAGCAGUACCACUUACGAUGCUCACCCUGGGAUCCUGGUAUAUCAUCACCAAGCGGCAAGACCUAUUCACCUCCAUUAUUGAAAUAUAA
Aspergillus pseudonomiae is the source of this 1095-nucleotide messenger RNA. RefSeq lists its product as uncharacterized. Gene Ontology annotation, molecular function: metal ion transmembrane transporter activity. The coding region runs from base 1 to 1095 and encodes 364 amino acids. Gene Ontology annotation, biological process: metal ion transport; transmembrane transport. The record is from RefSeq and is a predicted model, not a curated record. The transcript is spliced from 6 exons. Gene Ontology annotation, cellular component: membrane. Lineage: Eukaryota; Fungi; Ascomycota; Eurotiomycetes; Eurotiales; Aspergillaceae.